Aspergillus novofumigatus IBT 16806 is the source of this 726-nucleotide messenger RNA. RefSeq lists its product as uncharacterized. Bases 1 to 726 code for a protein of 241 amino acids. The transcript has 2 exons. The record is from RefSeq and is a predicted model, not a curated record. NCBI's taxonomy places the organism in Eukaryota, Fungi, Ascomycota, Eurotiomycetes, Eurotiales, Aspergillaceae.
AUGGCCAGAAUGACGACCAAGGAGAUGUGGGAAACCAUUAAGCAGUACUUCGGGGACGGCCACGUCCUGGGGUCUGCUCCACUGCGCUACAACAUGCACAUUUGCGAAAUGAAGCGUCCAUCCACAAGCGCCAAUGCCGCUGAACCUGACAAGAAUGGUAGCGCCAGAUAUGGAGUAGAGAUCAGCGAGCACGCGAUGCCUUUAUACUCUGUCUAUACAUGCCCUCCACCCUGCACAUGUUUCGACAUGGCGGCUGUAGUCAAGCGCAUUGAUGAGUACCUCGAAACCGCGCCGGACAGUCACCCAGACGACUUCACUAUCACCAGCGGGAAGAACGACACAGACGCGGAGGAGGUGAACCUGUACAUCAUGCGCGACGUCCUCAGUUGGUGGGUCCAUUGGGGCGGAGCACUGCGGCCAGGGGACUACUGGAAGCAGAUCUACGUCGCCUUUGCUGCCAUCCCGAACGAUGUCCAGAUCCCUCCCAAUGCCUUCAUGGAUGGCUCGUAUCGAUAUCUAGGCCACACGUGGGAUGACUGCAGGCAAGGGUUGCUGGAGGAGGGCAUGCCGCCGACGGAGGUCGAGUUCGUCGAGAUGUGUCUCUGGCGGCAGAUGCUCACCCAGUACUUUGAGAAGGUGGACCCGGAGGUAUACCGGCUGCUCAAAGCCAAGAUCACUCUUAUGACGCAGUGCAAACGGGCAACACGCUUGGGUGUGCGGCGCUGA